AAAACAAUGAGGGAGAGAGAGAUAGACCGCGAUAGAGAGGACGCGCGCGUUGGCAGGCAGUCAAGCCUACAGCUGAUUCAAUACAUUUUCAGCACUAUGGACAGUUCCAUUUUGCAGCGCGAGCGGACAGACGGGGUAUAAAAGAUAGGAGCAGCGCUACUUAGCCUACCAACACCGCUGAGACAACUGAGGCAACAUGAGCCACCAAAUUGAGUAUCAGUCGGGUUCUCCACAUAGAAGAGCUCAAGAUGACUAUUCCCGCUAUCAACACAAACUGACCGGAUCCCCCUCGGCGUCCAGGACCGUUAUAGGUUUUGGGUCGGCUACCGCAUUUAUGAACAGAGGAUAUGCGACGACGCCGAAGAGCGAAUUCGGAUCGGUUCCGAGAUCGGAUAUCUUUUUAAAUGUAUCAAACACGUUUACCGGGGUGUUGACGAAAAUUAAUGAGAAAGAACUGCUCCAUGGGCUGAACGGCCGUUUCACCGGGUUCAUCGAGAAGGUGCGUCAUUUGGAGCACCAAAAUGAAUUGCUCGAGAGGGAAAUCGAGGAAAUCAAACAGAAGACACAGUCACCCGCAUCUCUGGCACAGGAGCACGAGUCGGAGCUUAUGGAUCUGAGGAAACUAGUGCAUGACAUCACCCUUCAGAAGCGUCAGAUAGUGAUAGAACAUCAGAACCUGGAGGAAGACUUCCUCACCUUGAGAGACAAAUACGACCAGGAGGCUCGUGAACGCUCGGAUGCAGAGAAAGGCAUCCUGGUGCUGAAAAAGGACGCCAACGACGCAUACUUGGCAAAACUUCAGCUGGACAAGAAAGCGCAAACUCUGGUGGACGAGAUUCACUUCCUGAAGAAAAACCAUGAGGACGAGGUGUUGGAGAUGGUGGCCCAGAUCCACGAGUCUCAGGUGACGGUCGAGGGGCAUGCCUUUGCAAAACCCGAUAUCACUGCGGCUCUCCGGGACAUCCGUGCACAGUUGGAAGGUCACGCCGCCUCCGACAUCCUUGAGGUCGAGGAGAGUUUCCGUGUCCAGUUCACAAAGUUGACAAAAGCGGCAGAGAGCAACAGAAAGGCGCUAAAGGCAACACAGCAGGAGAUCCAGGAGAACAGGAGGCGCUUCCAAGGGAAGAACAUUGAACUGGACUGCGCGAAAGGAACGAGAGAGGCCCUGGAAAAACAACUACAUGAGCUGGAGGAGCGUCACUAUUCGGAAAUGAUUAAUUACCAGGACACUGUCAGGCAGCUGGAGAAUGAGCUGACUAAUGCUAAACUAGACAUGUCUGGCCACCUGAGAGAGUACCAGGACCUGCUGAAUGUCAAAAUGGCUUUGGAUGUGGAGAUUCUCUCUUACAGGAAACUCUUGGAGGGUGAGGAGUUCCAUCUGUCCACCAUCUCUGACACCCACAUCUCCAUGCCCUACAUCUACCGCCAGUCCCCUGUCUACACCCUGACUUCCCUGGCCCGGCAGGGAGGGCCCACACGCAGGUCUGAGCCCCAGUACAAGUUUGUAGAGGAGAUCAUCACUGAGACCACCAGAGAGGUGGAGUCCGAGUUUGAGGAGACAGGCUCUGAGGAGACAGGAGAGGGAGAGAAGGAGGGAGAGGAGAGUGACAAAGCUGAGAGGAGGGGUAAGGAAGAGGAGGAUGAGGAGAAAGUGGAAGAUGUAGGUAAAGUGGAUCUUAAAGUGGAUGCCCCAGAGAAAGAGGGGGAACAGGAGGAAGAGUCUAAGGGCCAGCAGAUAGAAACAUCAGCAGAGGUUGAGGUAAAUGGAGAUGGAGUUAACACUAGCAAGGGAGAAAAUGGAGAGGAAGGAGAUGACAAAGGAGAGGAGGACAUUGACACAGGUGACAAUACACAAAGUGAAGUCAAAUCAGCUAAGGCCACCAGUGAGGAAGAGAAGGAAAAACUGGACACAACAGAGGAGAUAGACGGUGAGAUAAAAGAUGUGGGGGAGCCAUUAGAAAACGAUAACACCCCAAAACAUGACAAGUCCCUGCCAGAGGUUCCCAUGAAGGGUGACAUUUCCAUAGAACCCAAAACAUCAGAGUCAGAGGAUAUUCAAACAGAAAGUUCAAUAAAGGGUGAACCACAGGUCCCCACAGAGGACAUCUCCAAAGAGCCCAAAAAGGUGUCAGAGGAGAGCAAAAAAGAAAGCCCAUCAAAAGAGAAAAAAGAGGUAGAUCUGAAAGAGCAGAGCGCCCUAGCACUGGAGCAGAAGCCUGAUCAGAAGGUGCACAGAGAAUCAGACCAACUUCAAAAGGCAGAGAGUGCUGUAGCAACACAAGAAGAGGAUCUCCCUGAGCCCACAGAGAAGGACAUGAAAUCCCAUGAUAUCACUGCUGAGCUGAAAAACAGCUCCACCAAGGAGACAUGGGGACAGGUGAAGUCACCAGAUGAUUCUGGUGUAAAAACUACACAGGAUGACAAAACGGUAGGAGGUAAAAUUUCAGCCAGACUUCCCAGCACAACAACUGAGUGUGAGGAAGAGCCUGUGCCACAGACCCCUGAAAAGGAGGUGGGUCUGACAGAGCCAAAAAUAAGCAGCAAUGAUGAUAGUAUAACAUUUGUUGAGCAGAAUGAAUCUAAUGGCAGUGAAAAUUUCACAAAUGAUAUCACAAUAGCUGAGGAAAAAGUGAAAGAAUCUGAUACAUCCUCUAAACUAGACACAACUAUCUCCCCUAAAGAGGAAACAACCCCACAACCAGAGCCAACCGUCACCCCCAAAGAAGAAACAUCCCCAAAAAUGGACCCAAUGGUCACCCCCAAGAACGAGACAUCACCUAAACCAGACCCCACAGUCAACCCUAAAGAAGAAACACCACAAUCAGACCCAACCAUUACCCCUAAAGAAGAACCAUCCCCUAAACCAGAACCAGCAGUCACCCUUAAUGAAGCAACUUCCCCAAAAUCAGAAUCAGCACUCACCCAUAAAGAAACUUUCCCCAAACCAGCCCCAACUAUCACCCCCAAAGAGACCUCCCCUAAACCAGAAACAACCACCACUCCUAAAGAAGGAACUUCCCCAAAUCCAGAACCAGCAAUCACACCUAAAGAAACUUCCCCAAAACCAGCCUCAAUCAUCACCCCUAUAGAAAAAACUUCCCAAAAACUAGAGCCAGCAGUCACCCCUAAAGAAGAAACUUCCCCCAAACCAGAAUCAACCAUCACCCCAAAAUAUGAAAUAUCCCCUAAACCAGCCCAAACAGUUACCCCUAAAGCAGAAACAUGCCCAAAACCAGACCCAACCGUCACCCCUAAAGAAGAAACAAGCCCAAAACCAGCAGUCACCCCUAAAGAAGAAACAAGCCCAAAACCAGAAGUCACCCCUAAAGAAGGAACUUCCCCAAAACCAGCCUCAAUCAUCACCCCUAUAGAAAAAACUUCCCAAAAACCAGAGCCAGCAGUCACCCCUAAAGAAGACACUUCCCCCAAACCAGAAUCAACCAUCACCCCAAAAUAUGAAAUAUCCCCUAAAUCAGACCCAACCGUCACCCCUAAAGAAGAAACAUGCCCAAAACCAGACCCAACCGUCACCCCUAAAGAAGAAACAAGCCCAAAACCAGAAGUCACCCCUAAAGAAGGAACUUCCCCAAAACCAACCCCAAACAUCACCCCUAAAGAAGAAACUUCACCAAAGUCUGAACCAGCAGUCACCCCUAAAGAAGGAACUUCCCCAAAACCAGAAGUCACCCCUAAAGAAGGAACUUCCCCAACAUCAGCCUCAAACGUCACCACUAAAGAGGAGACCUCCCCUAAACCAGAAUCAACCAUCACCCCAAAAUAUGAAAUAUCCCCUAAACCAGCCCCAACCGUCACCCCCAAAGAAGAAACAUCCCCAAAAAUGGACCCAAUGGUCACCCCCAAGGAUGAGACAUCACCUAAACCAGACCCCACAGUCACCCCUAAAGAAGAAACAUCACAAUCAGACCCAAUCAUUACCCCUAAAGAAGAACCAUCCCCUAAACCAGAACCAGCAGUCACCCUUAAAGAAGAAACUUCCCCAAAAUCAGAAUCAGUACUCACCCCUAAAGAAACUUUUCCCAAACCAGCCCCAACUAUCACCCCCAAAGAGACCUUCCCUAAACCAGAAACAACCUCUACCCCUAAAGAAGAAACUUCCCAAAAACCAGAACCAGCAGUCACCCCUAAAGAAGAAACUUCCCCCAAACCAGAAUCAACCAUCACUCCAAAAUACAAAAUAUCCCCUAAACCAGCCCAAACAGUUACCCCUAAAGAAGAAACAUGCCCAAAACCAGACCCAACCGUCACCCCUAAAGAAGAAACAAGCCCAAAACCAGCAGUCACCCCUAAAGAAGGAACUUCCCCAAAACCAGAAGUCACCCCUAAAGAAGGAACUUCCCCAAAACCAGAAGUCACCCCUAAAGAAGGAACUUCCCCAAAACCAACCCCAAACAUCACCCCUAAAGAAGAAACUUCACCAAAGUCUGAACAAGCAGUCACCCCUAAAGAAGGAACUUCCCCAAAACCAGAAGUCACCCCUAAAGAAGGAACUUCCCCAAAACCAGAAGUCACCCCUAAAGAAGGAACUUCCCCAACAUCAGCCUCAAACGUCACCACUAAAGAGGAGACCUCCCCUAAACCAGAAUCAACCAUCACCCCAAAAUAUGAAAUAUCCCCUAAACCAGCCCCAACCGUCACCCCUAAAGAAGAAACAUGCCCAAAACCAGAAGUCACCCCUAAAGAAGGAACUUCCCCAAAACCAGAAGUCACCCCUAAAGAAGGAACUUCCCCAAAACCAGAAGUCACCCCUAAAGAAGGAACUUCCCCAAAACCAACCCCAAACAUCACCCCUAAAGAAGAAACUUCACCAAAGUCUGAACAAGCAGUCACCCCUAAAGAAGGAACUUCCCCAAAACCAGAAGUCACCCCUAAAGAAGGAACUUCCCCAACAUCAGCCUCAAACGUCACCACUAAAGAGGAGACCUCCCCUAAACCAGAAUCAACCAUCACCCCAAAAUAUGAAAUAUCCCCUAAACCAGCCCCAACCGUUACCCCUAAAGAAGAAACAUCCCCUAAACCGGCCCCAACUAUCAAACCUACCGAGAUCACCUCUAAAGAUGAAAUAUCCCCUAUAUCAAACUUAAUCAUUACCCUAGAAUCAACGACCACCCCUACAGAGAGUGAAACGAUCAGCAGUGGAGGCAAAGCUGAGACUGCCACACCACCAGAGAAACAGGUGCCUUCCGUUGCAAAGAGCAAGGACUCACACAGAGAGGAGCCAGAGAGCAGCACAACUCAGGAUAAACCAGAGGAAAGUACGGCUAAAGAGCCUGAGAAGGUUACGGAUCCCAACGAUGAAACCCCAAAGACAGAGAACGUGCAGACCAAGGCCUCUGAGGAAAAACCUGAACAUGUGGAGAUAUCUAUUACAAAGACAUCGCCAGUGAAAGAACAGGAUGUAUCAACCAUGGGUUUGAAAGAGAAAACUGUUGACGGGAAGACAACAGAAGGGGCACAAUCUAAAAUAGAUGAGAAAGGCUUUACAAGAGGUGAUAAAGACAGCAAAGAUGACAAAACUGCAAAGACAUCAUCAACAGGGCAAGCUGCUCAGCCAAUUGCAGAAAAGCAAGCUAAACCUAAAACCUGGGACUUAACCUCUUUUUAGAAAGACCAGAUUUAGAGGUCAGUAGACGUUUUCUGUAAACCUGCAUGAUUAGUGCAAGCCUUCGAAGCAAUAUGAGAACUACUCCACCUUGAAAGAUUAACUGACGCGUAAUAUGUUCAGUAUCAUAAUUCAUAACUGUCAAUUGAGACCAUUAAAGAGCUCCUGUGAGAUAUGUACUGCAAUAUGGAAUGUAACAAAUCAAAAGCUGUAUUUUGCUGUUCCUAUUUUCUUCUGCCCAAGUGAUGAUGGGAAUUGGGAUGAUAAUGUUCAUGGUUGAUAAUGUGAUUUGAUAAUGCCUGAAUAAGCCAAGAAAUAAAUGCUAUUGGAAGAGCA
Messenger RNA from Oncorhynchus kisutch (coho salmon), 5956 nucleotides. Its product is annotated as proteoglycan 4. Lineage: Eukaryota; Metazoa; Chordata; Actinopteri; Salmoniformes; Salmonidae. Bases 197 to 5623 code for a protein of 1808 amino acids. Gene Ontology annotation, biological process: neurofilament bundle assembly. The transcript is spliced from 3 exons. Gene Ontology annotation, molecular function: structural constituent of cytoskeleton. The record is from RefSeq and is a predicted model, not a curated record. Gene Ontology annotation, cellular component: axon; intermediate filament; postsynaptic intermediate filament cytoskeleton.